AAACAGAACAAAAAGUAACUUUGUUCCUUCAUACUAAUUUAUUUGUUGUCAUUAGUCAGGAAAAGAUACAUGUAACAAUUCAAACAAAAACAUGUUUUAAUUUUUCACAAUCAGUCGAUUCAUAAUAAUAAGUUGAUAAUCUCAAAAUGAGGGGGAUGAAUAUUGUCAACAAUGAUAUUGAUUGAACGAUAUCCAGAAAAGCGGUAUCGUUGUCAAUGUUCAAUGUCCAUUGUUCGUAAAACAUUGGUUAUGUAUUGAUUCCAUUUGCAAUCUUAUGCAUGUGACAGGGUCUUAAUAUUUUCUCUCGUUCAAUCGAUUGGUCAGUUUUUGGCGCGUACACACAAACACCACUGUAUACUUAUGCGACGCUUUUCGCACUUAGCACACUAUAAGUUGAAGCGAGACAACGCAAUACGCGCGUUUACUGUCGAACGCCGUGCGACGUAUUAUAAUUUCAAAACGAAAGAAUUCAGUGCAAAUCAAACUGUCAUCUGCGUCGUCCAUUACGCGAAUGUCUUAAUCGUACAUCGUCGUUGAAUAAUAAUUUUCUGAUCUAUUUUACCAGGAAAAAAAGUCUAUUGUUGAUGCAGUUUACCGAAUCAAAAAAAACAGUGAAAAACAGCCAAACUAACCAUCAAAAGCUGUUUGCAAAAUGGGUCGCAGAAAAAUGAAGAAGAAGAUGCCACCGGCAAAGAAGACUGCAUCACCAAAAGGUUCGUCGGAAAGAAAAUCGCUCAAAGUCACCAGCCUGAAUGAUAAAUGUCUGCUCAAAAUUUGCGCGUAUUUGGAAAUUGAUGAUUUGGCACAUUUGGCAGCAUCGUGCAAACGUUUCAUCCCGGUUUGUAUGGAAAUAUUUGAGAAACAAUACCAAAAGAUGCACUUUCCGAUUCGAGUGUACGAAAUUUACGAUGAGGACAAAUUCGAGCGCUAUGAAAAUAUGUUCACCUACUUCGGCAAAUUCAUCAAAAAAUUGCGUGUGGAAUUCGAUUCGUCCGAUCAUCGUGACAAUAAAGACAUGCAUAAUUUAAUAGUUGAAUACUGCAGCGCCACACUCACCGAACUCCAUUUCAUUGAGAUGGAUAAACGCAUGGCAAUCUACAGAAGGUUCCCGCGACUGACUCAUUUAACGCUCACACAGUGUCAUUUGAGUGCAACGGUUUCGCAUUUCGAGAAAUGGUGUCCAAAUUUGCGUUCGUUGGAGCUUGAAAUGGUUCAAUCCGUUACCAACACGGCGUGCAUCGAACGACCACUACCAAAGUUGGAACAUUUUGGGCUUGUGAAUUUCAUCGACUGCAAUUUCAGCAACAAAAAUGUUCGUCGCUUCAUCAAAAACAAUCCGCAAUUGAAAGGGUUGCGACUAUGUCGUGACAUUUUCGGAAUGGCACUCAAAAUCACCACCGAAUACAUUUCGUACAUCGAUCAAAUGUUGCCAAAUUUGGAGGCACUGGAUGUGAUUUACACUCACCGAUCAGCUCCGCCGGCAUGUGUCCAUUCGAACAACAUUCCACCGAAAUUCAGCAAUCUAAAAUGUUUGCAGAUGACGUGUCGAUCGGCUGACACUUUAUCAGCAUUUAUGAUACCCAGCAAACUAAUCGAAAAACUCAGUGUUGAUAUCGAACAAGGGGCCAGCGAAUCAAACCUUGGGUACAUCAUGAAUUGCAAAGAGUUGAAAUCACUCACUUGGUGUUUGAACAAAGAGAACGAGGUCAAAAAUGUCUUCAAACUGUCCAAAAACCCGGCUCCAUUACCCAGAUUGACUGAUCUCAAGCUGUACGUGGUUUAUGGUUUAAACGAAAAAAGUCACAAGCGAUGUCAAGUGCUGAUUAGUAUCAUUGAUUUCAUGGUUCAUCACAAGCAACUCAAUUCCAUUGUUGUCGGAUUCCAAAUGACAGACAACAACAAAAAGUUUCAACGUGCUGAAAUUGCUUGCUGUGAAAAUUGCUCGAAAUUUGUUGACACCGACCAAGAAUCAAGCGACGAUAAUAGUGAUGGUGAUGAGGAAGCCGAAAACUCAACACCACCCAAAAAUGUGGCCGAUUUAGGUGAAAUUUUGCACCCCUUCACAACAGUGGUCGAACACAAAUUCAACGGUGCAUGGAAAGCAACAUUCUACAUACAUAAAAUGCCAAACAAAUUGAUACCUGUGAUCGAAGACGUCUUCAUAUGUGUUGCAUUCAAAAAGAAUCUCAUCAACUAAAUUAUAUCAUUCCUUUUCAUCUGUUUUUAUUUUAAGUCUUCAUUAUUAUUAUUAUUACACACACACACACACAUUUUCUAUAUCUAUUUUCCUACUACAUAGUCAUCAACGGUAUUUUUUUUCCUUUCGCUUGAACAUGUUAUUUCAUAUUCAUUUUAUUCCGUCAUUUGUUCAACAUCCAAAGUUACACCGAUUUAGUAUAAUGGCUUCAUUGUCUGGUACACUACGCCGCUAUUUUGUGUCAAUAAACAUUUCGUUGGCUUCAAAAAUAAACUUACAUCGAAAUGUCGAUACAUAAACAA
Molecule: messenger RNA, 2499 nt
Organism: Sitodiplosis mosellana (orange wheat blossom midge)
Lineage: Eukaryota; Metazoa; Arthropoda; Insecta; Diptera; Cecidomyiidae
Exons: 2
Coding region: 653-2197 (514 amino acids)
Source: RefSeq, a predicted model, not a curated record